GGAUGUUAUCUGUAAUGUAAUGUUUUAGUCGAUUUUAUAAUUUUUUAAUGGCAAUUAUUCAUAUUAACUUUCAUAUAUAAUCUGUGAUUUGUUGUCAAGCGGGUAAUUUGAAAUGAUUGAAAGUUUGAUCAAUAUAAUUUUACAUUGAGUACAUACAGGACGGUGGUAAUUAUAUGUAUAUUCCAAAGUGUUUUAAUAAAUGUGAUAAUUGGAAGAAAGAAGUAUUAUGGAUUUGACAUCUACAAAAUCCAGUCAUAGUGUAUCUGAUGUAUUAAAUACUUCUAGCGUGUCUGCUAAAAUAAAGAGAUUGCAAAUAGAAGAGAGUCUACUUCUUCAAAGUAUAACAAAAUGUAUUAGUGAAAAUUCACAAGCGUCACAAGGAAAUGAUACGUUAUACUCAUCGUCCCCAAACGAAUUCAAACAUUUUGUUGACAAAAUUAAAAAUAAAUACCGGGAAAUAAAGUUGUUGUUUCAAGAUAUACAAACAGGCACUUCUUCGAAAGAAUUGUUACAAACUCUUGAUAUCGAUGAUGUUAAAAAAUCUACUCUUGAAUUGGAAAACCGUAUCAGAACAUUUAAAUCUUAUUUACAAUCUGAAUUAACCGGCCUUAAAGCCGCUGAAGCAGAAUUGAAUCAAACUGUGAAAGAAGAUCUGGUUUCAGUGAAUAAGUUCAAAAAGAAUGUUAGAAUUCAAACUGCGAAAUACAACGAGAUUGUGCCUAGUCCUGUAAAAACUAUAAUAGCGUCACCAUUUAAGUGUGUGGAAGUUCAACAAUUCCAAGAAUUUAUGAUGAAUAGUGCGAAUCGAUAUGGAGGAUGGAACGAAUAUCACCAUAACAUAUUCGUAAACCACUGGCAAAAACACUUAGGGGCCCUAAUUGAUGGCUCCCAUGAUGAACACAUCCAUGAUAUACAACAUUAUCCAGGAUAUGAUACAUUCUUAAGUGAACUUUUACCAAAGUUGCAAGGUACUGAACAGCCGGUACACGAAGUAAAUGAAACUGAUAAAACUAAGACUAAUAGAAGGAAAAGUGCUAAGGACAGUAGUUAUAACAAUAAACGAGAUUCGGUUGUGCAUUCUGCAAGUCAAGAUAAAAUACGCUUCAUAAGGAAAUGUUAUAGCGAAGACAUGAAAAACAUGAAGGAAGACGGAGAAGGCGUAAUGUCUAAAGAUCAUAAAGUCACAGACAACGAAACAAUAAGGCACUUCCAAAAAGCAACAAAGCAAUGGUGUGACAGAUUUAAUAGUAAAGAAGUUGAAAUAAAAAUAAACACAAAUAGUCUAGAAAAUAUAAAAAAAUUGUAA
This is a messenger RNA of Spodoptera littoralis (African cotton leafworm), 1306 nucleotides long. The record is from the annotation of a GenBank genome assembly. Lineage: Eukaryota; Metazoa; Arthropoda; Insecta; Lepidoptera; Noctuidae.